Molecule: messenger RNA, 1105 nt
Organism: Dermatophagoides farinae (American house dust mite)
Lineage: Eukaryota; Metazoa; Arthropoda; Arachnida; Sarcoptiformes; Pyroglyphidae
Source: RefSeq, a predicted model, not a curated record
GAUUUGUGAACUUUCGUAUCCAGUGUGUUGUCAUCAUUUUGUGUGUGUGUAUGUGUGGAAACUACAGAUUCUGAAAUUCUUUAAUUCAUUAAUUAAAAAAAAAACAUGUUAAUGUUCAAAGUGCGUGUGUGAAUUUUUUUUUUGUUUUGUUUUUGUUUUGUCUUGUUUAAUCGAUUCUUUAUUCAAUUUUUUUUUCUUUUCGUUUCAAUUUAUUGAUUAUUAGGGUUUAUUGUUUAUAGCCACAAUGGUGGCCAUCACACAAGCUAAACCAUAUAUGAAUGCAUUGAAUGAAGCUGUUGCCAUGUUAACUGGUACAGAUACUAGUACUGGUAAUGGUAAUUUCAAUGUUGUAGACAGUGCUGAUGGAUCAGCAACAAUUUCAAAUCCAUUAGAAUCAGAUUCAUUAUUAAUGCCUGAUUAUUUGCAAACAUCGCCAAGUUAUCAACAAUCAGGACCAGCACAGGUAUCGGCUGCAGUACAAACUAAACGUACGGUUGAAGUGAAACCAAUAUUGUUUCAAUCUGAUCCUGUUGAACCACAUAUUGUUGAUGUUGAAGCCAGUAUACAACCAGUACAGGUAGUGUUCCGUUCAUCAUCUAGUCCGGUUAUGGUACAACAGAUACAUACACCUGCACAACCAAUUCAUGUAGAGCCAACACGGUCGGAAGAUGAACCACAUACCGUACAACAUCAAGUUAUGCGACCAGUAAUACAGGAAAUACGGGAAAUUAUUCAGCCAUAUCGUCGUGUUUUACAGGAAAUUCGACCUGUUCUUGAAGAAGUUCGUACGGUUGUUGCUCGAUCUGAAGGUCGUUCUUCCGGUGGUGGUGGUGCUGGUGCUGGCGGUAACGGUGGUGGUAGCGAUGGUGGUAGUGAAGGUGCAUAUGGACCAGCAAGUGCAAAUGCACUUAUGAUGGAUAAUUCAUCAUCAAGAAAUGGUGGUGGUGGUGGUACUGUCUAUGCAUCCGGUAGUAACCGUUCAACAUCAACAUUAAAAUCAAUGGGUGGUCUAAUGCGUAAAAGUUAUAGCCGUAGAUCCGGUACAUCAUUAUUCGGUAAACAUCAUCAUCGGCCAUCAUAUACGGAUCGUGCACGAUCAUCCUAA